AUGGUUGUGAAGUGGUACCGGAGAGGAGUUGAUGAAAGCGUGAUGGCUUACUUCUGGCGUGAACUGGUCCUUUCAACAGCCCAGACGGGAAUCGAACUUGCGUUCGGCUCGUGUAGCAGAGCCGCAGCUAAUCGGUAUUUUUAUUGUGACAUUGUCAAGGCGAGCAUACAUCUUACAGUAAGUACAGUUGGCAAAGCCAUUUGUAUGGAAAAUGUACAGAUUGUCUCGACGCCUUCUAGGACGACCUCGACGCAAGACGGAGAAAAGGGUACAUCCGUCAUUAGCGCGAAUUGGAAGGAGCGCACCAACCUCGCGAUGCCCCCUACAUGUCAUGUAGCUGGAUGCAUUUGA
Messenger RNA from Protopolystoma xenopodis, 351 nucleotides. The record is from the annotation of a GenBank genome assembly. Lineage: Eukaryota; Metazoa; Platyhelminthes; Monogenea; Polystomatidea; Polystomatidae.